UUAAAACUCAAAAAUGUAAUACCUCCAUUGGAGUAUAGAGAAUUAUAGAUAGUAACAAAACACAAGGCAGAGGAGAAUGAUUAGCUCAACCGAAAGACUUUCAAUGGAGAAAGCAACUUUAUUUGUUGUUUUAUUUGUUUCACUGCACAUUCAGAAAGUUUACACCGCUGAAAUUGACAUGAUUUCAGAUUCAAGGUUCUUGACAGAAGCAGACACGUUGGUCUCCCCGGCCGGAAUUUUUAAACUUGGGUUUUUCAGGCCAGGAAGCUCUGAGAACAAAUACGUUGGUAUUUCUUACAAGAAAAUCUCUGUUGAAACAGUGGUUUGGGUUGCCAACAGAGACUUCCCAGUCAAUGGUUCAUCAUCCGGCAAACUGAGGAUCGUCUCUCCAGGAAAUCUCGUCCUCAUGAAAGGGAACGAUACAAAUGAUGUAAUCUGGUCAACCAAUACAACCUCAUCAGGUAACGUAACUGUACACCUUGAAGACAAUGGAAAUCUAGUUGUAAGAGAAACAAUAGAAGAGAAGAUUCUAUGGCAGAGUUUUGACUAUCCAACUGAUACUCUUCUACCUGGCAUGAAAGUAGGAAGAAAUUUCUUAACGGGUAAGGAAUGGACCUUGUCGCAAUGGAAGAGUAAUCAAGAUCCAGCUCCAGGUGAAUUCACAUGGAGCGCUGACACAAGCGGCUAUCCUCAGAUCAUACUAAAACAAGGCACAACAGUCAAGUUCCGAGGUGGACCAUGGAAUGAUGUUUGGUUUAGCGGAGAUUCUGCUUCCACUAGGAACAUCAUUACAGGAGAUAUGGUUAUUAAUGAAUCAGAGGCGUAUUACAGUUAUUCUCUUCUCAAUAGUUCUGUUAUCUCAAGGCUCGUCUUGAAUUCAUCUGGCCAGCUAGAACGUUGGGUGUGGGUUAAUGACGUGAAUAAAUGGCAGAUGUUCUUUCAGUUACAAAGAGAUUUCUGUGAUGGGUACAACAUCUGUUAUGGUUAUGGAACAUGCAGUGUUCUAACCUCACAAAGAUGUUCUUGUUUAGAUGCGAUAAGAUUCGUGCCCAGAAACGAGAAUGGAUGGGAGAUAACAGAUUGGUCGGGUGGUUGUGUGAGACGAACACCAUUGGAUUGCAAAAAUGGAACCGAUGGGUUUAUCAGGUACUCUAAUGUGAAGUUGCCUGAUACAGAGUCUUCAUGGUUUAACAUAAGCAUGAGUCUGAAUGAAUGUAGAGAAAAAUGCUUCAUGAAUUGUACUUGUAUGGCGUAUGCAAAUAUAGACAUUAGAGAGGGAGGAAGUGGGUGCUUGCUUUGGUUCGGUGAACUUUUGGACAUGAGAGAGAUACCUGAUGGCAAUGGUGGUCAGGAUAUCUUUGUAAGAAUGGCUUCCUCAGAAAUAGAAAUAGUUACUACAGCUCAACCAGUUUCAGAGAAUAAGGAGAGAGCAAACCUUAAAAUCAUCUUACCAGUAGUUUUUCUUGGGGUUCUUCUGAUAGGCUUGGGCUCUACAUGGUUCCUUUUUGCAUGUAGAAAAAGGCGUGAUCCACAAUCAAUGAGGCAAGGCGAAUUCUUACAUGUUGGUGAAAGUCAGAGAGAUUCCAUGGAGCUACCAUUAUUUAGCUUUUCUACAAUAGCUAAAGCUACUGCUAGUUUUUCGCUAGACAAUAAAAUUGGAGAAGGUGGAUUUGGAUCAGUUUAUAAGGGUAUGUUAGAAGAAGGACUCCAGAUUGCAGUUAAACGUUUAUCUAAGACUUCAAACCAAGGGCUUGUUGAGUUCAAGAAUGAAGUCAUUUACAUUUCAAAACUUCAGCACCGAAAUCUUGUUAAACUCCUCGGAUGCAGCAUACAGGGAGACGAAAAUUUGUUGAUCUAUGAGUACAUGCCAAACAGAAGCUUAGACUCAUAUAUAUUCGAUAAGACACAAAGCAUGCUACUUGAUUGGACAAAGCGUAUGAACAUUAUCAAAGGAAUUGCUAGAGGGCUUCUUUAUCUGCAUCAAGAUUCACGCUUAAGAAUCAUCCAUAGAGAUCUUAAAGCUAGCAAUGUUCUACUUGAUCUAGACAUGAACCCUAAGAUAUCAGACUUUGGCAUGGCUAGGAGCAUUGGAGGAGGCGAGACUCAACCAAACACGGAGAGAGUUGUUGGCACAUAUGGUUACAUGUCGCCUGAGGCACUAAAAGGUGUUUUCUCAAUAAAAUCAGAUGUAUUUAGCUUUGGUGUCUUAGUGCUGGAGAUUGUGAGUGGGGAGAGAAAUCGGGGAUUCAUGCAUCCUGACCAUGAUAAUAACCUCAUUGGACAUGCAUGGAGAACACAUAAUGAAGGCAGGUCAAUGGAACUCAUCGAUACAGCUUUAGGCCAAUCAAGCAAUUCAUCAGAAGUUAUAAGAUCAAUUACAGUGGGGUUGUUAUGUGUUCAACAAAAUCCAGAAGAUAGGCCAAACAUGUCAUCGGUUAUUCUAAUGUUGGGAAACGAGGGUGCAUUGCUGAAACCUAAGCAACCAGCAUUUUUCUCAAAAACGAACACACUUGGUGCUGAUUUCUCUUCAAGCACUUGCCCAACAAGUUCAACCAAUGGUUUAACUGUUACAGAGGUAGUUGCUCGAUAGAAAGAACAUGCAUAGUUUCAACCUUCAGUUUUUUUUUUUUUUUUUCUUUUUCUUCUUAUAAUUAGUACAUUCAAAAUAUAAGCUAUUUGUUAUCCCCAUUUCUAAACAUGUCUACUAAAUUGAUUUAAUUGUUGGACAAUACUCUGUUACUUUCUUUUAUCUCCUGUUACUUUCUUUAAAGACAACAUUGAAAUGGAGAAUAAUUUUGUUCUUAAUUAAUCACAUCAUCGUUGA
Lactuca sativa (garden lettuce) is the source of this 2824-nucleotide messenger RNA. RefSeq names its product G-type lectin S-receptor-like serine/threonine-protein kinase At4g27290. Gene Ontology annotation, molecular function: protein serine/threonine kinase activity; ATP binding. NCBI's taxonomy places the organism in Eukaryota, Viridiplantae, Streptophyta, Magnoliopsida, Asterales, Asteraceae. The record is from RefSeq and is a predicted model, not a curated record. Gene Ontology annotation, biological process: protein phosphorylation; recognition of pollen.